GGUGGGGUAUGACAUACCCCACCUGUUGUUUUUAUCGGUAUAUUUUUUUAUUUGUCAUUGCGACAUUUUAGCAAUUUCGAGUAGCUGGAGCUAAGGGAGUGUGGGAGGGGAUAGUGACGUGGCGCAGUGUUGCGUCAGCCUGCGCUCAUGAUACACGCGUGUAAACGUCUUUGGGGUUAGUCACACCCCGCCACAUAGCUCGUGUGUGCAUUUCGUGACAAAAUUAUUUAAUGCUUAUUUCGCUUUCUCUGCUUAAUAUCGGCUUUUUUUAGCUGAAAAUGGAUGUGGAAAGUGAUGAAAGGCAACUUAGGUCCAUGCUGCAUGAGGUAUUAGAAAAUUCUUCGGACGAAUCAAGCUCGUCAGAAGUAUCUGAUAAUUGUAGUGAACAUAACCUCGAAUCUGAUACGGAACAGGAGAUAAAUGAUGAUCAAGUAGAAAGUGACAGUGAUGGGGAUUCAGACGACAAUAUCACACUUUCAUCUCUGAGAACACGUCGCUCCUCUGUCCAAGUUCAUGCACCUCAUUACAAAUGUAAAGAUGGCCAAAAGUGGUACAAGCAAGCUCCACGAACAAAUAUACGAACUCGGGCUGAAAACAUAAUUAAUGAGAAGCCUGGAGUGAAAGGAGCAGCAAAAGAGGCGAAAACUGAAGUUGAAUGUUGGAAAAUUUUUUUCACCGAGGAAAUGAAGAAUGUUAUAUUGAUCCAUACAAACGAAGAAAUCUUGAGACGACAAGCAAAUUGCAACGAUUCUAAAAGGCUAUAUUACAUGAAAGAAACAACAGCUACAGAACUUGAUGCGUUUAUUGGGUUGCUAUACAUUGCUGGUCUAAAUAAAUCAAGCCGCCAGAAUCUGAACGACUUAUGGAGGACGGAUGGAACAGGAGUCGAUAUAUUUCGGACGACUAUGUCAUUACAACGAUUUUACUUUUUGCAAAAUUGCAUUCGCUUUGAUGACAAAUCAACGAGGGAGGAGCGAAAGAAAACUGAUAACUUGACUCAUAUAAGAUGGCUGUUUGACCAAUUUGUUCGGUGCUGCCAACAAUCCUAUAUAGCACAUGAGUACAUGACAAUUGAUGAGAUGUUAUUGGCGUUUAGAGGGCGAUGCUCGUUUCGUGUGUACAUACCAAGCAAACCUGCUAAGUAUGGCAUCAAAAUUCAAGCACUUGUAGAUGCUAAGUCUUUUUACAUUUUUAAUUUAGAAGUUUAUGCAGGGAAGCAGCCUGCAGGGCCGUACGCUGUCAGUAACAGCGCUUUUGCUAUAGUGGAAAGACUAAUUCAGCCCAUUUCAAAGUCGAAUCGCAAUUUAACUUUUGAUAACUGGUUUACCAGUUACGAAUUGAUGAUGCAUCUAUUAGCUGAGCAUAGGCUGACUUCCACUGGAACAGUUCGCAAAAACAAAAGAUGCAUUCCACCUGUUUUUUUGAAGACCAGAAAAGAACCGGAAAGUUCAAUGUUUUGUUUCCAGAAGGAUAUUUCUUUGGUCUCUUAUGCCCCUAAAAAUAAUAAAGUGGUAAUUGCAAUGUCUACCCUUCACCACGAUGAUAGGAUUGAUGAAAGCACUGGAGACCAGAAAAAGCCGGAAAUUAUUACGUUCUACAACUCAACAAAAGCAGGAGUCGAUGUUGUUGAUGAGUUGAGCGCUACUUACGAUGUUUCGCGCAACAGCAAGCGCUGGCCAAUGACAAUCUUUUAUGGAAUACUGAAUAUGGCUGCUAUCAAUGCAAACAUAAUAUUUCAAGAAAAUGUAAACAAAAACACUACACGAACAGAAUUUCUCCGUAAUAUGGCAUUAAGUUUGGUGUAUACGCAUUUGCGACUACGAGUAGAUAAAAAAAAUAUCCCCGUAAACAUACGUCAGAAAAUUUUUUCUCAAAUCAAUGAACCAUUGCGCCCAUUACUCCAAAAUACUCCUGGACGUUAUGUUAGAUGUCUUGACUGUUCACGCCGCAAAGAUCGAAAGACUAAAUAUGCAUGUGCAUGCUGUGAAAAAGCCAUAUAUUUGGAUCAUGCAAUUUUUUCUUGCAAAGACUGUGCUAAUUUCGAUUCUAGUUCCUAA
Molecule: messenger RNA, 2057 nt
Organism: Solenopsis invicta (red fire ant)
Lineage: Eukaryota; Metazoa; Arthropoda; Insecta; Hymenoptera; Formicidae
Product: piggyBac transposable element-derived protein 4-like
Exons: 1
Coding region: 279-2057 (592 amino acids)
Source: RefSeq, a predicted model, not a curated record